AUGGUUGGGGUUAGGUGUGUUCUAGGCCUUGUGGCCCUUUUGGCAAUCUCUGUCUGGGCUGAAAGUGAGGUUCUGUCAACUUCAGAGCGAAUUGAGAGAGCCAAUAGAGAUAUUGUCCGUUCUCCUGAUGAACCCUACAUAGUGGAUGAUAUCGCAUAUGGCUCUGAGGCGGAGAGAAACGCUGACCCCUGCACCGCUUCUGGCUGCAUGUGGCCCAAGUCCGCUGAUGGACGUGUCUACGUGCCCUACACCCUUUCCAGCGUGUACACCUCUCGUGAGGUGGCAGUCAUCGAGCGUGCGCUGCAGUCCUUCGAUUCUUUUUCUUGUAUCCGUUUAAUCAGACGCACAAACGAGAGAGACUACUUGAAUAUCCAGAGUCUUAAUGGGUGCUACUCCUACAUCGGCCGUCGUUACAAUGCGCAGGAACUGUCCCUGCAGCAAUCAGGCUGUGUUUACCACGACACUGUCCAGCAUGAGGUGCUCCAUGCUCUGGGUUUCAAUCACGAGCAGACACGUUCUGACCGCGACCAACACAUCCGCGUUUUGUGGGAGAACAUCACUGCGGGAAAGGAGCACAACUUUGACAAAAUCAACACUUUGAACCAGGGAACCCCCUAUGACUAUGGCUCUGUUAUGCAUUACCACAAGUACGCCUUCUCCAAGAACAACCAGCCCACUUUGGUGGCUAUCCCUGAUGCCAAUGUCGAGUUUGGAUAUGCCACUGAGAUGAGUCAGAUGGACAUCCUCAGGCUCAACAGGCUGUAUGGAUGCUGA
Pelmatolapia mariae (spotted tilapia) is the source of this 774-nucleotide messenger RNA. RefSeq names its product high choriolytic enzyme 1-like. The record is from RefSeq and is a predicted model, not a curated record. The coding region runs from base 1 to 774 and encodes 257 amino acids. Gene Ontology annotation, biological process: proteolysis. The transcript is spliced from 7 exons. NCBI's taxonomy places the organism in Eukaryota, Metazoa, Chordata, Actinopteri, Cichliformes, Cichlidae. Gene Ontology annotation, molecular function: zinc ion binding; metalloendopeptidase activity.